Cucurbita pepo subsp. pepo (vegetable marrow) is the source of this 3521-nucleotide messenger RNA. Its product is annotated as calmodulin-binding transcription activator 3. Gene Ontology annotation, biological process: regulation of transcription by RNA polymerase II. Gene Ontology annotation, molecular function: protein binding; double-stranded DNA binding; transcription coregulator activity. Gene Ontology annotation, cellular component: nucleus. The record is from RefSeq and is a predicted model, not a curated record. Lineage: Eukaryota; Viridiplantae; Streptophyta; Magnoliopsida; Cucurbitales; Cucurbitaceae.
AAAAAAAUCAUAAAAUUGUCGUUAAGAACUGGAAACGUUUUCUUUGUAUGAUCUCGAUCGUCCCAAAUUCCAGCUGAAUCGAAAAUUCCAAUUUUCGACAACCCAUUCUCUUCGUGUGAAUGCAAAUAACAGACUCGUUGACUGCAAUUCACCGUCUCUUUCACGCAUCCCAUCCUUCUUCUCCUUCAUCUUCUUCUUCAUUUUCGUUUUUCUCCCAUUCCGCCUCCUCCCCUUGCGCCCAUCGCAGAACCAUUGCGCUUCUUAGGUUCAAACCUCCUUCCCUUCUUCCUUCACCACCAUUUUUCAUGCUUUCUAUUAAUAUCUCAGUCUUUGUGGUUCUGGUUCUUGUUUUUUUUUUUCUUUUUUUUCUGUGCAGGUUCGUCUUCGGAAAUUUUGAUUCCAACUGUUGAUUGAUGCUGAUGAGAAGUUGUGCGUUAUAUGGCUGAGAGCAGGAGAUAUGUUCCCAUUCAGCAUUUAGAUCUAGUACAAAUACUACAAGAAGCACAAAACAGGUGGCUUCGGCCAGCUGAAAUAUGUGAAAUUCUUCGAAAUUACCAAAAGUUUCAAUUAGCACCGGAUCCUCCAGUUCAGCCUCCAGCUGGAUCCUUGUUCCUUUUUGAUCGGAAAGCACUUAGAUAUUUUCGUAAAGAUGGUCAUAAAUGGAGGAAGAAGAAAGAUGGAAAAACUGUCAAAGAAGCCCAUGAAAAGUUGAAGAGUGGAAGUGUGGAUGUUCUGCAUUGUUACUAUGCACAUGGUGAGGACAAUGACAACUUCCAGCGAAGAAGUUAUUGGAUGCUUGAUGAGCAAUUAGAGCAUAUUGUCCUUGUGCAUUACAGAGAAGUAAAUGAGGGUUACAGGUCUGGCGUAUCUCGUGUUUCAGUUGAUCCAGGGUCAUUGGCUGAAGGUUGUCAAGGUGGUUCAACACCCAUCUUUAUGCAGGAAACUUCACUUGUUGGCUCAGUUCAUACUUCAAGUCCAUUAAGUCCUAUGCAAACAGUGCGUUCAGAAAAUGGGGGUGUGGAUUCUAGCGCUAGGAAUGACUCUGGAAUCUCUUCUGAUGUUCAUCAUGUGUUUAAAUCCAGCAUGCUGCCUGCAUCUUUGCCUGCAGGUGAUGUUUCAGGAUCGUCUGAUUUAUGUGGACAAGAAAUCGUGAUUAUUCAAUCUGCCAUAACUGAUUCCAUUACACAUAAGUUAAUAGAUGCUAGAUUGGCUUCUAGUGGCUUAGUAAAAAAUAUGGUAAAUAGUGGGCAUGGCUUGAUUGCUGAUGCAGAAGUACCUGCCGCAAAAGCAGUUUCUCAGAGAAUUGUUCAGAAAAAGAAGCACGGUUUGAUCACAGUUCCUCUAUUUGGUAUGUGUACUGAUUCUCAGGUGGUAGACGACUCGUUUGUUCAGGUAGAAAAGACAUCCAAAUAUGAUUUGAACCAUGAAGGUUUUGGAGAACUCAAAAAACUUGACAGUUUUGGCAGAUGGAUGGAUAAGGAAAUUGGAAGAGAUUGUGAUGAUUCUUUGAUGACUUUGGACUCUGGUAAUUACUGGUGUGCACUGGAUGCUGGAAAUGAUGAGAAGGAAGUAUCCAGUUUAUCGCAUCACAUGCAGCUGGAUAUCGAUUCACUGGGGCCUUCACUUUCCCAAGAUCAGUUAUUCAGUAUUUCCGAUUUUUCCCCAGAUUGGGCAUAUUCUGGAAAUGUAACAAAGGUCCUAAUAGUUGGCUCGUUUUUGGGAAGCAAAAAACUUCCUGUAGAAACGCAGUGGGGAUGCAUGUUUGGGGAAGUUGAGGUUUCUGCAGAAAUUCUGUCAAACAGUGUACUUCGAUGCCAAACUCCCCUGCAUGCUCCAGGGCGUAUUCCCUUCUAUGUGACAUGCUGUAAUAGGCUAGCCUGCAGUGAGGUGAGAGAAUUUGAGUUUCGUGAAAAGCCACCAACCCUUUCUGUACCUAAUGCUAUCAAGUGUGCAUCAGAAGAUGAAUUGCGGUUUCAAAUGCGUCUGACAAGGCUGUUGAAUUUAUGUUUAGAGGAAAAGUGGUUGGAUUGCCCUAUUAAGAACUGUGAGAAAUGCAAAAUCGUAGGUUUGAUGAAGUCAUCCAGAAGUGAUAUUGCAAAAUGGAGAAUGAUGGAAGGGAUUUCUAUUCCAUUAAUAAGUGAUGGAAUGGACCCUAGGGAUUUUAUGAUCCAAACUUUGCUGGUGGACAAACUUUGUGAGUGGUUAGCAUGCAAGGUUCAUGAAGGAACUAUGGGAACGCCUGUUUUGGAUGAAGAGGGCCUAGGCGUCAUACAUUUGGCAGCUGCACUUGGCUAUGCAUGGACCAUAGGACCGAUAAUCGCUUCUGGGGUCAGUCCGAACUUCAGAGAUUCGAAGGGAAGGACAGCUCUUCACUGGGCGUCUUACUUUGGGAGGGAAGAAACCGUCGCUACACUGGUUAGGUUAGGUGUUUCUCCUGGCGCCGUGGAUGAUCCAACUUCAGGAUUUCCAGGAGGACAAACUGCUGCUGAUUUGGCAUCAAGUCGAGGGCAUAAGGGAAUUGCUGGAUAUUUGGCUGAAGCUGAUCUUACAGCUCAUUUACGUUCUUUGACUGAUGGUGAAAAUCUUAAGGACAACGUAAAAGAAAAUGUUAACGUUGAUGAAACUAUUCAGACUGCAGAUGUCGUAUCAUCGCAGUUGGCGGAAGACGAACUCCUUUCGCUCAAGGGUUCUCUCGCUGCUGUCAGGAAGUCUGUUCACGCUGCUGCCUUAAUUCAUGCUGCUUUCCGUGCUCGUUCAUUUCGUCAUAAACAAUUAAUGGGAAGUGACAAGGAGAUGAUACAUGAAGAAUCAAUUGACCUAGUGGCUCUCGGAAUUUUAAACAAGGCUGAAAAAAUUCACUAUGAGGAUUAUCUCCACGUUGCAGCUGUGAGGAUUCAACAAAAUUAUCGUGGCUGGAAGGGAAGAAAAGAGUUUUUGAAGAUAAGAAACCGAAUUGUAAAAAUCCAGGCUCACGUGAGAGGAUAUCAAGUUCGUAAACUGUAUAGAAAGGUCAUAUGGACAGUUAGCAUUGUAGAAAAGGCAAUUCUACGCUGGAGGCGGAAAAGAGUUGGUCUGCGAGGGUUCAAAGCCGAAGGGGCAACUGGCGAAGUUGCUUCCUCGCAUUCACAGGUGGAGAAAAGUGAUGACUAUGAGUUUCUACGAAUUGGGCGCCAGCUUAAAUAUGCUGAUGUUGAAAAGGCGCUAUCCAGAGUCAAGUCCAUGGCUCGUUCUCCAGAGGCUCGCCAUCAGUAUAUGAGAUUAGUAACAAAGUUUCACAUUUUUAAGCAGAUUAAUGAUGAAGAACCCAGUGGCUCAAAUGAAGAUGGAAGUUCCCAAGAAAUCCAGAAGGAAGAGCAGAAUUUGGCUUAAUCAAUAACCAUUCCGCCAUCAGAUUAAACAGUAUGUAUACAUUAUUUUGUAAAUGUCAUUUUUAGGCUCUUAGGAUUUGUACCAAAAAUACUGACUUAUUGCAAAAAGAGGAAAGAAACAAAGGUUCCUUUUCCUCUCCUUUUUUUUGUUCA